AUGGAAAUGGUUCGCUUACAGAGGUCGAAAAAUGAUCUUUCGAGCUCCUCAUAUGGCAAACAAGAGUUUAAUAUAGAUACGGGACAGCCUGCUACAUCCAUGUAUUUGUCAAGUCUUGAGGAGAAGAUCACAGUCUUAGUGACGCAUCAGUGGCAGUACCUAAAAGCUGCAAGUUGGAUUCUGAUAUUGAAAGGUGGCACAAUAGUACAAUGUGGGACUUACAUUGGGCUCCUGGAAUCUGGGGUAGAUUUUGAUUUCCUUUUAAAGAAGAAUGAGCAAGAACCAUCUCCAGAUCUGGAAUCUUCUACCCUGAAGAAUCAGUCCAGACCCUUGAUGAGAGGUGCUGCUCCAGAGCUCCAAGAUACUGAGAAUAUAGAGGUCACACUUCCUUUAGAAGACCAUUUGGAAGGAAAAGUUGGUAUUAAGACCUACAACGAUUACUUCACAGCCGGUGCUCAAUGGUUUAUCCUCAUUUUCCUUAUUCUAGUGAACAUCGCAGCUCAGAACUGGCUCAUGCAGUUGUGGGAUCUAGCUGGGUGA
Capra hircus (goat) is the source of this 540-nucleotide messenger RNA. RefSeq names its product multidrug resistance-associated protein 4-like. Gene Ontology annotation, biological process: transmembrane transport. Gene Ontology annotation, cellular component: plasma membrane. The coding region runs from base 1 to 540 and encodes 179 amino acids. The record is from RefSeq and is a predicted model, not a curated record. The transcript is spliced from 5 exons. Gene Ontology annotation, molecular function: ATPase-coupled transmembrane transporter activity. Lineage: Eukaryota; Metazoa; Chordata; Mammalia; Artiodactyla; Bovidae.